AUGGCUGAUGACCAAGUCCCAUGCCAUCAAGGCUCUGUUGCAGCAACCAAUCCUCUCAGGGACACCCAGGGCGGUGAAAAGCUAGGCUAUAGCGGAUCUAUUAGCACAGUUUCCGGGAGAAAAGAAUUUAUACUGGACGAUGAAGUUACAGGGGCAGUAGCCAUGGCAGAAGAGGACAGAGAACAAUGGGUAAUGAAAUUUGAUGGGUCUUAUACCACCCAAUCAAGGGGAGUGAGAGUAGUUCUGUACCAUGAAGAAGAUAAGGCAGUAGUGCUAUCAUUCAAACUGGAAUUCCCCUGUUCAAACAACAUGGAAAAAUAUGAAGCCUAUCUAACUGGGUUGGCCAUGGCUCUUGAAAUAGGAGUUAAGCACUUAAAGGUGAUGGGUGAUUCAAACCUGGUGAACUGCCAGGCCAAAGGGAUCUUCUCCCUAAAAGAACCCAGCCUAGCCCCAUACAGAGCAAUGGCCUAA
Molecule: messenger RNA, 471 nt
Organism: Quercus lobata
Lineage: Eukaryota; Viridiplantae; Streptophyta; Magnoliopsida; Fagales; Fagaceae
Exons: 2
Coding region: 1-471 (156 amino acids)
Molecular function (GO): nucleic acid binding; RNA-DNA hybrid ribonuclease activity
Source: RefSeq, a predicted model, not a curated record